Molecule: messenger RNA, 4713 nt
Organism: Seminavis robusta
Lineage: Eukaryota; Bacillariophyta; Bacillariophyceae; Naviculales; Naviculaceae
Source: the annotation of a GenBank genome assembly
GCUAUUUUCAAGAAGCGUGAACAAGUUUCAACGACGAGGACGAGACGAAGACGAAGCCGAAGCGACAAAGCACUCUAUUGACUCGUCAAUUGGCGUCAUGUAUAUUUUCUUCUUGGUUCUGGAAAGGAAAUAUUGUUGGACUGUCAAUAUAAGGACACCUGGAUUUUAGUCGAAGCUCUUCAGAUACUAGUACACGAUGAACUAUGGUAGCGAUGACGACGAUUAUUCAUUUGCGAAAAAGUUCAUGCCCACGUCGUCAGAGCAUGUUGAUGGUGGACCAUCAGACCUACUUGACGGUUUGUCCAAAGAAAAUGACAAGGAUGAGGAAAUCAACAAUGAUGGAGAAGAUGCAAAGAAAGAAGACAAUGUAGGCAGUGAUGAAGACGCCAUGCUACAAGAUCCAGACGAUGACGACAACAAAUCUAUUGAAUCCGCACCCGAUCCUGACAUCACCGGCCUCACCAAAGAGCCAUCAUAUGACUUUGCAAACAAACAGGAUUUUCGAAUGCUGUGUAAGAGACUGGAGUAUUUGGACUUGGCUAUGAAGAACAAGCACAAGAAGCCAAUGACAAAGGUGCAAAAGCUGGAGAUGUUGUUGCCGUCCAAAUCGAUGAAGAAAAUGAAGAAUGAAUCCCUUUUUCCGAUCUUUCGCCUGCUCAUGCCAAACAUGGACUCUUCCAGAAAAUGCAUCACCAAAGAAAAAAGCAUUGCCAUGGCUUACUGUGAGGCAUUGAACUUCCAGAAGAAAUCUGACAAGUAUGAAGCGCUCUACUACUACACAGACCCAAUCAAGCUGGAAAAGGCAAAGAAAGGUUGGGGACAGCUGGCAGGCGACCUUUCUCGUGUGGUAGAAGCUGUCAUGGACGACCGAGUCAAAGCAGGACAGAAGACGGUGACAAUUGGCAAAAUCAACCAAUUGUUUGAUGACCUCGAAGCCUCGUUGACGGGUAUGAAAGACGGAGCAUUCAACUCACGCAAUCCAGACAACUGGAGAGGUGCCAGCCAAAGUCAGUCUCAGUCUUUGGCCACGACACAGGCACGCAAGGACAAGCUAUCACAAAAAACAGUGAGAACGAAGUUUGUCAAAAAGCUAAUGGAGCUCAAAAUUUCUGCUAGGGAACACAAAUGGAUUGUCCGCAUGCUCUUGGAACACAUCAAGGUGGGGUUGGGAUUUGAGACGAUCAUUGGCUGGUUCUCUGAUCAUGCUGAGGACAUUUGGAAGAGCCACAACAGCUUGAAGUCGGUCUGUGACAAGCUUAGCGAUCCGGAGUGGGUGGCAAAACGCGAAAUCGAACUGGAGCGAGCCAAGGAGGCACAGAAGAAGGAAAGAUUUGCUCGCAUAUACAACUACCCCUCCAGUCUGGAUCCUGUUCGUAUCGGAAGCAUCAUCUCAUGCAUGAAAUCUGAGAGAACCAGCCUUGAGGGCUGCUUGGCACAGAUUGGCACCGUACACGCAGCCGUCCUAGCGAACAAAAAGACCCUUCCAAAAGAUGAUCCUGCGAGAGAGAGCUUGGCAAUCAAGUUCCCAGCAUUCGUUGCAGAGGAAAAGCUAGAUGGUGAGCGCAUGAUUGUCCACGUGCAUCGUGGCAAAGUGACAAUGCACACACGCUCUGGUAAUUUGUACAGCCGAGUUUACAGCCCUGUACUCGGACCGCAUCUUCGAAAAGCCGUUGCAAAGUACGACAUUGACGUGAUCCUCGACGGUGAGGUGCUGGCAUGGGACAGCAAAAGUGAGGCAGUGAUUGAGUUUGGCAACAAUAGAACUGUCGCAAAACUCCGACGCAAGUGGAUGGAGUCUCAAGGGCAAGUGGACGAAAGAGAUCUGGGACUCCAUGAGGGCGAAAAGGAGGCUAAGGUGAUGAAGCCUGAGUACUUUAAGCAGUUUGACAAGGAAGAAGACGACACUGAGGGGGGCGAUGAAGUAUGGCUCAAGUUCACCGCAUUUGAUGUGGUCUACAUAGGGGGUCCUGGAGCAGAAGAAUGCCUUAAAAAUGGUCUCCGUCCUUAUUUGGAAGCGGAUGAGUCUGUCGAAGCAGGCUCCAUCAUCCAUUUGAGCUUGUUCGAACGAAAGGCAUUGCUCUACCAUCUCAUGACAGAACAAAAGGAUUUCUGUGACAUUGUUGCAUCCUGGGUGAUUCGCCCCAACGGCGAUUCCGUGGAAGCCAACGACUAUUUCACCACACAACUAAAUGACCAGCUGGAACGUGGCCACGCAAAGUGCGUUUUGGAUUCAAGCAAAUGGACCCUGAAUUCGGGGAAUUGGAGCCCACAAUUCGACACAAAACGGCGUCAAGGCAGAACAGACGCGCAAAUCAGCCGCAGAAGGACUGAAUUGGUUGAUAUGUAUUACAAUGAGAUCGUCGAAGAGAAGAAGGGGGAAGGCCUUGUCUUCAAGGAUCUAUCGUCUCCGUAUGUCUUGAGAGGAACGGCGAAGACGAAACUGUGGCUAAAGAUGAAACCUGACUACACCACCCAAAACUUCAUUAGUGACAUCGACGUUGUCGUGAUUGGAGGUACUUGGGCAAUCGGGCAACGCCGCUCAGGUUAUCUGUCUUCGUUCCUGUGUGCUUGUGUCGACAGCGAAAGCCACAACCGAGAAAAAUAUUUCACUUUCUGCAGAAUCAACGCAAGGUCGUUGGACGAAAAAAAGCUUGAUGAGGUUAUGAGAUACACCGGAUUCCAACGCCGCACCGGCGACAAACCAACCGAGUUAGGAAAAUGGUUCAAAGAGGAGGAACACGGCACUACGCUCCCCGACUUUAUCUCGCAACGAAGCUUCCAGGAUGAUCCGGAAGGUGAUAAUGGAGGGUGGCGGUUUUCAAAAAACACCGACUUCUAUCCAGAUGUGUUUAUCAAGCCAGAGGACUCUGUCAUAGUGACGGUGAAAGCUGGCGAGAUUGUGGGAUCUGAUGAGUACUCGGCCGGUUUGACCUUGCGCUUCCCUCGAGCAAGUGGUGUGCGCAUGGGUGACAAGCCCUCAGCUGACUGUGUUGACGAGAACGAGUUAAUGCAGAUGAAGCGGCAGGUAGACGAACAAAAAAGUGCCUAUCGCGCCACGGCUGGUUCUUCACAGAGCAUUAUGAUGACUUCGCCAAGCAAGAAGAUGGAGAGGGACGCCGAGGCAGGGCGAGUUUCUCGCUUCUGGACAGCGGAGCGAUACAUUCGCAGUAAGAAAACUCGAAAGCCUAAAAUAUCACGGAAGGCGCUACGUCGCGUGAAGACUGUCGCGGGUGAAGAGAUUUCGGAGGCGUUAGACGGCCUCAAAUUCUUUGUCCUCGCAGGAGAGUACAGUCUUGAUUUAACAGGGCUUGAUGCCGAGCAGGCAAAAUCAGAGGGCUGGUACGACAUUGCAAAAGAUGUCCGUUCCGCUUCUGACGUCGAAUCAUUCAUUUACUCCCACGGCGGUUCCCUGGUGAAUGGUCAUGACCUAGAUGUCUACGCAAUUGCUUCGAGCGCAGACGACUUGAAGGUGCACACCACCAUCAAGGGAUAUGACGCAAAGAAGGAAAAGGUCUUGAAGAAGCAGAAAGUGACGAAGGACAACUCCACAACUAUAGACAUUGGAGUACCGGGGGUUUUGAAGUGGACUCAUGUCUUCUCCCUUGUUUUUCGCUGGGUGAAGGAAAUGGAGGCCUUGAAGGAACAGGGUCUAUCUCAAGAGGAACUGGAUGUCCAAGAUGAACAAAUCCGGAAACGGCUGGCAGAACCUCGCUUCUUCGACUAUGUCUCUCAGAGCGAAAUGUACGGGACGGCAACUAACGCACUCAUCUGGCGCCACGGAGAUAUGGACACCUCCUUGAUGGAGCGGGCCUUGGCUUGUUUGGAACAGUCAGCUCAGCCCCCAAAGAAGAGAGUUCGAAGAACUCCAGACACAGCUGAGUCAACCAAGGCUCCAUGGCAACAAACUGCCAUGAAACAGCUCUCGGCAAAUGAACGUUGGAUCAUGAAGCUCCAGUACGAGACACUCUGGCCUUACUCAGUGGAUGAAAAUGGUUCGGCAAACGGCGAACCCAAGCAGCCAGUUAUUGUCUAUCCUGACUUCUUUGGUGAUGACUUUGGUCUUUCGGAUGUCCCUCCUUUUACUGAGGACAAGGACCGUCGGAGCAAGGCCUCGCGGGAAAUGAUGAAUGGCUCGGCAGGGUCCAAGAUUCCGCUCCUGCGUGCGAUGGGUGCUAUGGUCUCGUGGAAUCUCCACAGCUCGGUCACGCACAUCCUAUGUGACUUGGCAUGUGGAGUGGGGUCUAUCUCUUGGAGCCCUGAUCUUGUAGGAGGUUUGAGUGACGGCUUGGGGGACAAACAGCACGAGCGCAAGCUCUUGGCUCGAUUGGAGGCAACAAUGGACCAUUCGGUGCUUCUUGUCUCCGAUGAAUGGGUCGAUGCACAGUGGGAGUGAUUGGCGCCAGCGGAUUGAUUGGGACUGCACCCCGUGUACACCUCAAAAGGCAACGUCUCUAUCUGGUCUGGAAGGGCCUAUUGGUUCCACCAAACUGGUAAAGAGUGUUUUUGUCCGCGAUGGCAUCACCAAGAAGGUUUCGUUCCAAGGUCACCCCCAAAGGUGGUAUUGUCAUUGUCCACAUGUGGCUUUCCUGUUCGAUGCGGAUGGUCUGGACCUCGAGGGACGAGUGAAAAAGAUUGCCCCACGUCCUUGUCAAUUGGUUGAUCGGAACCGUAGUUGGUUUUGCUGGAUAAAGAGUAGUUCUCUGUUGCCAUGUC